Anopheles funestus (African malaria mosquito) is the source of this 2290-nucleotide messenger RNA. RefSeq names its product hydroxyacylglutathione hydrolase, mitochondrial (gene tzn). The record is from RefSeq and is a predicted model, not a curated record. The transcript is spliced from 2 exons. Gene Ontology annotation, molecular function: hydroxyacylglutathione hydrolase activity. NCBI's taxonomy places the organism in Eukaryota, Metazoa, Arthropoda, Insecta, Diptera, Culicidae. Bases 592 to 1497 code for a protein of 301 amino acids.
CACGAAAGCACUUUAAUUUUGUCUAUCUUUUUAUAAUUUCUUUUCCAUUUCGAGUUGCCAACCCCUGGUAAGUAAGCAUGCGUAUGCGUUACACUCUGUAACGUUCUCCCUCUCUCUCUCUAACAAUUCCUAGCCGCCAAAUCCGUUUUCUAUUUAUUUAAAAUUUAGAAAAAAAAAGCAUCUUAAGUUUUCUUUUCAAACUAUUAAAUCCAUUACAAAACAUUACAUUACUUCAAUUAUUUAAUCUUGUUUCGGUUGCGUUUUCUUUGAUGUUUUGAUUCUGCAAUUGACAACUUGUCUGAUCUAGCCGGAGUGUGUUGUCAAAAAACAGGGAAAAAAUCUUGCAAUACAACCGGGGUCAACAGGACAACGUAAUUCGCCGCCUUAUCUAUCAAGAAAAAAAAAACACACAAGUCUUUUUAUCAACGACGCAUCACGAGUAACGUACGAUGUAAGUUGCCCUUUGCCAAGUGACUGUACAAAACUAUUGCAAACACCGAACGCUUUCAUUUUAUUUGCCGCUUCCACCGGUUCGUUAUACUGUUUGUAGUCAUUAUCUGUUUUCUCUACUGCUUUGUGUUACGCAUCUGUAUGUCGCUGCUUAAUUUUCUACCGCAUCGUAUUUCUCAGCGACUCACUGCACUCUACUUCACCGUAUCUAGCUUGAGCCUUCAACGCCGACCACGGUCUACACAAACGGACGCAAUGGCGAGCAUGACGGUGACGAAGAUACCGGCACUGAAGGAUAACUUCAUGUACCUGGUAAUGUGUAAUGCAACGCGACAAGCGGCUAUCGUUGAUCCCGUCGAACCGGACCGUGUACUAGAGGUCGUACAGGAGCAAAACUGUAAGCUGAACAAGCUGCUAACGACCCAUCAUCACUGGGACCAUGCUGGUGGUAACGAUGGUCUGUACCAGCGCUUCCGGCAGAACCCGGAUUGGGGUGAGCUGUCUGUAUAUGGUGGAGACGACGAGCGAAUCACACGGUUGACCCAUCCGGUCAAGCAGGACGACACGUUUGAGAUAGGAAACCUGCGAGUACGAUGCCUUUCCACACCGUGCCAUACAAAGUCACACAUAUGCUACUACGUCGAGAGUGACCAGGAGCGGGCCGUUUUUACCGGCGAUACACUUUUCCUCGCCGGCUGUGGUCGUUUCUUCGAGGGCACACCAGAUCAAAUGUACGAAGCUUUGAUCGGUAAGUUGUCCUUGCUGCCGGACGAUACGAAGGUGUACUGUGGGCAUGAGUAUGCACUGCAGAAUCUGCGCUUUGCAAACACGAUCGAACCCAACAACGAGGACAUACGGGUGAUGCUGGAACGGGCUCAGGCCGCCGAUCUGGAAGGACGUCAGGCACUCGUACCAUCCACCAUUGGCUUGGAGAAACGUAUUAACGUAUUUAUGCGUGUCCGUGAACCAUUCUUUACAACGAUAUACGCUACUAGCGAUCCGGUUAAGGUAAUGGAACUACUGCGAUCAGCUAAGGACAAGUUUUAAAAACAGCGCAAGCGCUCGAGAUAUGCACCAGGCGAACAAUAUUUUUCUUUGAGAUACGAGCAAAAUUGUUAAUAUGAGGAAUCACUCCCUGGGUGCCUCCUCAGACGUCCCCAAUAGGUCACGCGGGUCAUGAUCAUGUUUAGGAAAUGUUCAAAUUAUUGAAUUAAAACUGUUCCGGCCGGGUAAGAAGAAAUUGAUCAUUGGCUGAUAAAACAAAUGCCUUUUACCUCCUUAAAAAGAGUAAACUUAUAACAUUUAAAGUCAGCUUUUAAGUUGUAUCAUACAGAAAAGAGAUGGUCAUAAAUCAUUAUAAGAACUUCUAAUCUUAAAUCGGUGUUAGGGGACUAUUUUUUUUUUUUUUUUUGUUAUUGCAGGUAUUGGAUAUGGCAUUUUAAUUUCAAUUCUUAUCUUCGUUACUACUAGAUUAGAUUAUAUGAUAUAAUAUAAAAGGGGCGGCCCGGUGGUGCAUGUGAUAAACGGCGCCAGUCCACACGGCCGGACCGGGUUCAAAUCCCAUCCGGACCGUCCCCCCGUAGCAAGGACUGACUAUCCGGCUACGUGGUAAAAUAAGUCUAGUAAGCCAGAAAUGGCCGGCGUGACCUGUAAGGUCGUUAAGCCAAGAAGAAGAAGAAGAAGAAUAUAAAAGGGGGCAAAUAGUAAUUUUCUCUACAAACAAUUUUAUACGUUUCCAUCUAAAUUCAAUAAUUUGUCUACUUCUCAGGCCAUAUGUGUUUUGAUUCUAUGUUAUACAUUCAAAAUGCAGACAAUAAAGCAAUCAUCAGUAAACCAUCAA